This is a messenger RNA of Penicillium vulpinum, 384 nucleotides long. RefSeq lists its product as uncharacterized. The coding region runs from base 1 to 384 and encodes 127 amino acids. The record is from RefSeq and is a predicted model, not a curated record. NCBI's taxonomy places the organism in Eukaryota, Fungi, Ascomycota, Eurotiomycetes, Eurotiales, Aspergillaceae. The transcript is spliced from 2 exons.
AUGUACUUGAUCGCAUUCCUUACCCUUCUAGGGUUUGCUGCCGCGAGCGCAGACACAAACACAACUUAUUGGAUCAACCCCGGUGAUAAUACCAACAAGACGAGUAUUGCGUGGAACCUGGGCGAGCAACAGGUCAUUGUAUGGAACACCGACCUAUCGACAUUCGACGUGACGCUCUGGCAACAGGAUUCUGGAUCUGUUUCAACAGAAAAUACCCCUCACAACAGAGGAACUGUCUACUCUCAAACCGACCCUCAAAAUAAGGUCUCAAAUAUCACCUGGGUUGUUCAACUCUACGGCAACUACGUUUAUAACUCGUCUACAUUCUUCUUCACGAUCGACUCCUCCGGAACCAGUGGCUAUUCUUCGGCUUUUUUACUAUAA